Messenger RNA from Akanthomyces muscarius, 2040 nucleotides. RefSeq lists its product as uncharacterized. Bases 1 to 2040 code for a protein of 679 amino acids. The transcript is spliced from 2 exons. Gene Ontology annotation, cellular component: intracellular anatomical structure; catalytic step 2 spliceosome. NCBI's taxonomy places the organism in Eukaryota, Fungi, Ascomycota, Sordariomycetes, Hypocreales, Cordycipitaceae. The record is from RefSeq and is a predicted model, not a curated record. Gene Ontology annotation, molecular function: RNA binding.
AUGGCGGAACAUGAUUUGGACUCAAAUUUUAUACCAGCACUACACAAGCCUCCAGCGCUGCUGCCUAUUGCCAAGCACAAAGAAAGCCUGCUGUACACAAUAGAGACGUACCCGGUGACGAUAGUCAUUGGCCAAACCGGAUCUGGAAAGACAACACAAAUACCCCAAUUUCUGGAAAAGGCAGGGUGGUGCAAUAGUGGUAGGAUUAUUGGCGUGACGCAGCCAAGACGCGUCGCAGCUACAACAGUUGCUUUGCGCGUCGCAGAUGAGGUCGGAUGUGAGGUUGGCAAAGAAGUGGGAUAUUCGAUACGCUUCGAGGAUGUGACGUCCGAGUCGACGCGUAUCAAGUUUCUCACCGACGGCCUCCUCAUCCGCGAAGCGCUGGUUGACCCGCUUUUAAGCAGAUACUCUGUCAUCAUGGUCGACGAAGCCCAUGAACGAUCAAUCAGCACAGAUGUUUUACUUGGGCUCUUGAAAAAGAUUCGAAGGAAGCGCCCAGAGCUGCGCAUUAUCAUCAGCAGUGCGACGCUAGAGGCGGAGGCGUUCCUGAGAUUCUUCACGUCAAGCAGCGAAGCUCCCACAGAUGCCGACGAAAACGACACAAGCAAAGUAGGAACAGUGGUCAGCUUGGAAGGGCGCACAUUUCCGAUUGACUUGAUGUACCUGGAAGCACCGGCCGAAAGCUAUGUCGAAAAGGCCAUUUCCACAGUCGUCGACAUACACACCCAAGAGGGUGAAGGCGACAUCUUAGUAUUCAUGACUGGACGAGAAGAGAUCGACUUUGCAGUGCAGACGAUUUCAGAGCGCGCGCCAGAGCUCGAGGCCAAGUACGGUCCUCUUCAGCCCAUGCCACUCUAUGCAGGUCUGACUUCAGAGGAGCAAAUGUACGUAUUUGACAAGCCUCCUGAGGGGGCAAGAAAGGUAGUGUUUUCUACAAACAUUGCCGAAGCGUCAGUAACCAUCGAAGGCAUUGUCUUUGUUGUCGACACGGGCUACGUCAAGUUACGUGCAUACAAUCCCAAGACGGGCAUCGAGUCCCUGACUGCUGCACCCAUCUCCAAGGCAUCUGCUGCACAGCGCGCAGGGCGUGCCGGCCGAACGAGGCCGGGCAAAUGCUUCCGUUUAUACACGGAGCAAGGCUACAAUGGACUCGCGCAGAGCAACCCGCCCGAGAUUCAACGAUCAAACUUGGCUCCAACAGUACUUCAGCUCAAGGCCCUCGGUAUCGAUAACAUUGUCCGGUUCGACUUUCUAUCGCCGCCACCGUCUCAGCUUGUCGGAAAGGCCCUUGAGCUGCUGUAUUCGCUCGGCGCACUCGAUGAAUACGCCAAGCUCACACGGCCGCUGGGCAUGCGCAUGGCGGAGCUAGCCGUUGAGCCCAUGAUGGCCAAGACACUGCUGUCCGCGCCAUCGUUUGGCUGCCUGAGCGAGAUGCUCACCAUUGCGGCCAUGACAAGCCUGGGCAGUAGCGUAUGGUUCUACCACGAAGGCGAGCGCAAGAAGAUGGAGAGCGCGCGACGCAAGUUCGCCGCCGAGGAGGGCGACCACCUCACGCUGCUCAAUGCCUACCAGGCCUUUAUCACGCGCGGCAAGAAGGAGGCCAAGUUUUGCCACGCUAACCACCUCAACUUCCGGGCUAUGACGCGUGCCGUGAGCAUCCGCGCGCAGCUCAAGCGGUACCUGGAGCGGUUCAACAUUGUCGUCGACGAGACACUAUCACGACCUCCGCCGCAGCAGCAAGAGGACAGCAGAACUGGCAAGGCCGAGGCCAUCUUGAGGUGUCUGGCGGCGGGCUACUUUGCGCACGCGGCGCGGAUGCAGGCGGACGGCACGUUUCGCAACGUCGAGGGUGGCACGGUGCUCCAUGCGCACCCGAGCUCGUUGCUCUUUGGACGCAAGGCGGACUGGGUCGUCUUUCACGAGGUCAUGGAGACAAACGACAAAACAUACAUACGGGAAGUGAGCAAGACGGAAAAGGGCUGGCUGCUGGAGUAUGCGCCGGAAUUCUACCAAGUGACAAGUACACGGGGAGAGCAGUAG